This is a messenger RNA of Exaiptasia diaphana, 428 nucleotides long. RefSeq lists its product as uncharacterized. The record is from RefSeq and is a predicted model, not a curated record. NCBI's taxonomy places the organism in Eukaryota, Metazoa, Cnidaria, Anthozoa, Actiniaria, Aiptasiidae. The coding region runs from base 66 to 413 and encodes 115 amino acids. The transcript has 2 exons.
UUCAGAUAUUAGAAGUAAACAAAGUACACGCAUAUCAUUUGAAGCGAACGAAGUGAAAUGAUAACAUGCCGUCUCUCAAAGUUCGUUUUCUUCUCUUGUUCCUCGUUUCAACGAUGAUUUUGCAGCACGGAAACGUUGUGAGUGGAAGUCGAUGGAUAAAAAUCAGUCGUCAUUUGGUGUGCUUUGGGGCAAGGGGAAACCAAUAUGGCUCCUUCCGAAACUAUGUUAAAGAGGGUAAGGUCGCUGCCAUCAAACUUGUCUAUCAGCACGGCUAUGUUCGCUGUGCUAAUAGUGCAGUCUACAACAGCCGAUGGGGAUGUGGAAUAUACACUGUAAGGAACUUUGUAAAUGUAGUUGUAACAGAUGAACAUAAUCAAAUUCUCUUUCCAAGAAAAGAUCUUUACAGCUCGUAAGUUUACAAGAGAUAA